This is a messenger RNA of Pseudomyrmex gracilis, 2175 nucleotides long. RefSeq names its product E3 ubiquitin-protein ligase MSL2 (gene msl-2). The coding region runs from base 213 to 1514 and encodes 433 amino acids. Gene Ontology annotation, cellular component: MSL complex. Lineage: Eukaryota; Metazoa; Arthropoda; Insecta; Hymenoptera; Formicidae. The record is from RefSeq and is a predicted model, not a curated record. Gene Ontology annotation, molecular function: ubiquitin protein ligase activity. The transcript is spliced from 4 exons.
UUUGACGUUAGCGGGAAUCUGUUAUAUCUGGUGCAUCUAUGGCACGGUGGACUGCCAUCUGUCAUCGUCGAGACAUGGCGUAUGUUUUGUUAUAUGCUCGAGGAUGGUUUCGCGCAAAGUGUCUAGUAAUUGUUACAAAGUUUGUGGAAUUUAAUAUCGCUUUGUGCAUGCUCUACAAGUUCGCAAAACGACAAUCAAGUGCGUGAAACGCAAUGAACGCGACAAGUCUAUACGUGUCAACGUGUCGGCUGGUGCUGCAGGCGGAUGUGGAAGAUCCGAAAACUUGGACGGAUUUGUACAGGCUAGUCCCGUAUCUACGACAGAGCCUCAGCUGCACCGUGUGUUCGAAUUUGCUAAUCGAGCCGCACACGCCAACAGAAACCAACUGUCAACAUCACGUGUGCCGCGGAUGUCGUGGCGGCCGCAAGAAACUGAAACCAUCGUGCGGUUGGUGCAAAGAUUACGACAAGUACGUGGAAAACGUUCAACUGCGGAUACUGUUGCAGUGCUAUAAAAAACUUUGCGAGUAUCUCACCAGCACCGGCAUUUAUCGCACUCUACUGCUCUCUGUGACGUCUGCUAACAACGCGACAACCAAUGGAGCACCGUCUACGAUCGGUGCGAGCAGUCUCAUGGAGCUCAUCCAGGAAGGCGCAGGCUUCAAGGAUGAGUUUAAAAGCAACGCAGGUCUUUCUAAAUCCGCAUAUAGUAUCUUGCCUUGUGUUUACACCAGCACUACAUCCACUCAGACACAGGCAAAUAACAUUCAAACUACAGAGGCGAUAUCUCAGAGCAUACCCGAAUCACCCACAAUCCGUACAGUAUCAAACGGAUCGUCCAUAUAUUCCGUGAUGUAUGCUGGAUCUGGAAACAAAAUUACAAUAAAACGAAAAGCAGCUGCUAUGGAAGAUACAGAAAUUGGACAACAAGAGACAGACGGAAGUCAACAUAGCUCUACAGGAGGAGUAAAAUGUAUUCCAUCUUCCCAUCAUCUCAAAUACGGGUCUCCUUGCGAGAAAAAAGCAUCUUCAAAGAACAGCAAACCAUCGGGCAGUUUUAAAAAGCCAAGAUCAAGUUCCGCCAGAAGUAAAAGAAAAGGUUGCAGAUGUGGCAAUGCCACCGCAAUGCCUGGAAAGCUAACUUGUUGCGGCCAAAGAUGUCCUUGUUACGUCGAAAGCAAACCUUGCGUAGAAUGUAGAUGUAGAGGUUGCAGAAAUCCUCAUACAGCUGACGGAUUAAAGAUUCGUCCACAUAUACCUGAACUACAUAAUUUACAAUUGCAAUUGUCCACUUCCUUGGAUUGCGACACACUAAACGGAGAUCCUUUGGGAACCGUGCCACAAUGUCUUUCAACGUCUCCUACGACGAUACAAGUCUUAAAUGUGUAUUCCACCCCGAGAUUAGACAUUGACAACGUGCCCCAGAAUUUGCCCGCAGCUUUGUUAGUGGGAGAAGACGCGAUAGUCAGUACUGAGAGUGAAGCGGAAGAUAGUGAUAUACAAAUUGAUGUGUGACAAAGCAUUUAAAGUUGAUAUCGCUGAAGAAAACCCGUACGAGCGAUAUUCAAAUAUAAGAACUGGUCCAAGUUAAAAAAAAAAACGAUAGGUUAAUGUUAGAAAGAAUUUUUAACGAUAAGUUAAUGUUACAAAUAAUCUCAAGAAGUGAAAGAUGCGUCGAGUUUGAGAUAAAUAUAAUUCCUGUUUUAUCGCAUCGAAGUACACGACACGAAUAAGAAAUCGGUGAAUAUUUUUCUUACAUGUAUCGAAAUUCUCUUGUGUACUACCGACAUUUGACAGUAUAGUAUAGAAACUCUUUUGGUUUUAUUUAUUAUUUCUAUAUUAAUGUAAAAUAGCAUGUAUGCGAUUGAAAUAUAUUGUACAGUUCCGACAAAGAUACACCUUGUAAUAAGAUGAGAAGAUAUUCUGAUUCUAAAAAGUUGAAACAAUUGUUUGAGGAGAUUUUUUUUUGCAAAGAAGCAAAAAACCAAACAUCACAGAAGAAACUAGGCAAAAAAGAGAAAUCAUUAUUAUUAUCCCACCACGACGUUUUUAUAAAGAAUACAAAUUAGUUGCGAAUAAUGUGUGUAUAUACUAAAAUAUAAAAAUAUUUUAUAAACAUAAAUAUCCCGGAAACAGAACUUUUUUGAAUAUAUCUCGCUUUAUUGUUGAAAACCUU